AGAGGAGGGAGGGAAGAGGGACUGCUGGGAAGUAGAAACCCUCUCAGAAGGAGGUGUGACUCAGCCGUGGACGGAGGAGCAGCUCCCUUUUUUUCACGCGUGGAUGUUAACUGAGUCCACCAAGUGUAGUGAUUACAGCAAAAUCAGCUGAUUUAAAGCCCCUUCAACUGAUUCGGGGAGUGUGAUCUCGCUGAUUUAAAGAUAAUCGGACCAUGUUGAUGUGCGAUCUGUUUGGAAAGUCUUGCUGAGCUGACACCUGAUUGGUCGGGUCUGAUUGACUGGCUGGGACUCCUGAUUGAUUUACUGGAAGUCUGUCAGCUGAUUGGGAGGCCGGGUUGAUCGAUUGGAAGUCGCUGGCUGCAGGAUGAGCGGAGCAGGGGAGGUGGUGUGUGAAGGCUGGCUGAGAAAGUCCCCACCGGAGAAGAAGCUCCGCCGUUAUGCGUGGAAGAAGCGUUGGUUCGUGCUGCGGAGCGGUCGGCUGAGCGGGGAGCCGGACGUCCUGCAGUACUUCAAGAACCAGCAGUCCCGCCGGCCGAUCAGGACCAUCAACCUGAACCUGUGUGAACAGGUGGAUGCCGGCCUGACGUUCACGAAGAAGGAGCUGGAGAGCAGCUUCGUUUUCGACCUGAGGACGGAGGAGAGGACCUGGUACCUGGUGGCUGAGUCUGAGGAGGACAUGAACCGCUGGGUGUCCUCCAUCUGCCUGCUCUGUGGCUUCAACCCGACUGAUGACGUCCCGGAGAGACCUCCUGUCUCUGGCUCGUCCUCCAUCACAGCGAUGACCAUGGCCAGUCGCACUGCCGCCAUCGCUGCGAUAUCAGGGUCGGUCCCACCCCCCUAUGACCCGGUGAAUGUCAGGGUCCUGGUUCACAACCGCAAUGCAGAGGAAGAUUACCUGUGGUUAUCGCACUGCCAGAGUCACAUCAGGCCUCCUUUAGGUUCCUCCACUUCUCUUGAAACCGACUACAACGACAACCCUCUUCCCUCCGCCACCUCCUCCUCCUCUUCCUCUUCCUCCUCUCCUUCCCUACUUCCCAACGGCCUCCCACCUCCAUCGUCCUCCUCUUCCUCCGGCUUUAGGACAGGUCCUUGGACGGCUGCCUCCAAGACAGGCCCUUUGAGCCAGUCUCUGGAUGCCAGCGUGACCUCUGACCUCCAGAGACGAGCCGGCCGACUUCGUUGUCACCCCUCUCCUCAUCCCAGGAAGCACUCCCUGGACUUCCACCUGCGGCCCGUGACGAUACCUCUCAGUGACAAUAGACACUCCGCCGUGCAUCCAAAUACCCACUCGUACACCACCAGCGGUUAUCAGAUCCCUCGUCCGGCGUCCACCACGCAACCACGACCCCCUCGCCGCCCAUCCUCCACCCCCAGCGUGGACUCCAUGACCCAGGCGGAGCUCCACGCCUCAACCCCGACUCCCCCUCCACGCCCGCCCAAGCCCCAGACCGCCGCGGCCACGCUCCCCCGCUCCUCCUCAGAGCCAGAGAAGAGGGAUGGAUGCGUGGAGGGAGGAGGUCUGCCGAGGAGCAACACCAUCACUGCGCCGGGACGCACACCGACAGGUUGUGACUCUUUUUACAUCCCUCGGUCUCUGUCCGACAGAGCGAGCAUGUUUGAGUUCAGCGAGAGCUUCAACAGUUACUUCUUUAAUAAAGGCAUGGUACCUCUGGGUAGUGUUUGCUCUGAAGAUGAUGAUGUGGGCGAAAACUAUGUUCCCAUGAGCGCUGCCACCACUGAGCCUCCUGUUGCACCAAGGGUGCCUCCACAUCCUCCCUCUGACCCCUCUGUCCGGCUCCAGGAGGCCAACUACGUCCCCAUGACCCCCCUCACCCCUUCCCUUCCCAUUCAUCCCACCCCUGCCACAGGCGACCUGGCCUCCCUCGGGAGACAAGUCCCCCCACCCGCCCACAUGGGUUUUCGUAACUGCCCCCUGACUCCCGUGGCCCCCCUCACCCCGCCGCUCCGGAGGAACACUAUGAACACCUCUGGUGGAGUGGAAGUGGAGGCGACGCCCCCUCCGAUCCACCGCAACCUGAAACCACAACGCAGAGGAGUCGGUGUCGGUCGUCAGCCUGCAGAGAGAGCGGACGUCCAGACGGCUGCAGAGCCGACACACAAAACAAGAGUGAAACCAGCUCCUCUGGACAUCACUUCAGUGCAGCAGGACUGGCAGGAAGUCCCGCCCCCUGUCCGCUCGCCUGUCACUCGAACCUUCACACGAGAUCCGUCCAGUUGUCUGUCGCUCAGGCCGACCUCCGCUCACAGCUCCUCCCUCUCCUCCGACUCCGAUGACACCGAUGACAGCUACGUCGCCAUGAUGACCACCCCUAGCCUCAGUUUCAGCGCCGGGGAGCCGUCUCUGAGGCUCAUGCUGCACCGGGCCUCAGAGGGCGGAGUCAGCAGCCCGAUGCUACGGCGAGCCAGAGGCGACAAACAGGUGGAGUACCUGGACCUGGACCUCCACACCGGGCGAUCGACGCCGACAAGACAGAAACGCUGCACGGCAGAAGGUGGAGUCGGCAGCGAGCAGGCCGGAGCAGGCGAGGAGCGCGCACGGGGCGAGCGUACACGUGUGGACUACGUGGUGGUGGACCCCAAAAGAACCAAGGCCCUGAGGAGCACCAGAGAAGCAUGGCAUGAUGGGAGGAUGUCCACGGAGAAGGAGAAAUGCUAGAGCUAACUGCUAACUGCACCGCUCAUUUCUUUACGUCCUGAAAUGUCCAUUUCAAACUGAAAUCACUGUUUGACUCCUGCAGUCAUCUGACAAAAAAACAGAAAGACAUGUCUGAUAACAGCCUGUAUUGUAUUAUAGAUAGCGACAAGGAGGUUUAGCUUUUAGUUUUGCUGCUACAAUGAAAUAUGUUGAAGAUUGACAAUCAUUCGUCCGUGUGUUUAAAAACGUCUGUCUGACAUCUUCAAAUGUGUCCGCUGUGGAGGGAGUUUUUUGCUAACUACAGUUUUAGUUUAUUUAAGUAAAUGGAAAUAAUGUGACAAUACAUUUAUCCAUAGCAUGGUGACCGUCGUUCCACAUCAACAUAUUUAAGGUAGCUUCAAUCCAGCUUCACUUAGUCAGAGAAGCUGAGGUUCUUUGAGAUUUUAUUUAACUAAGUAAUUUCUCCCUCCAGAGCAUAUUUGCCUCUAAGGAGUGUUGUAGAAAUGAAAACCGGGGUCAAAGGUUUGAUACCAGUUUCUAAAGAAUGACAGUCAGCACAGGUAAAUGCACCUGCAUCAAAUCAAGCAUUAAUUAGUUCUCUGGACAUCAUGCUUCCUCCUGAGACGGUGAACAAGAUGGUGGACUGCGGGACGAAUCGGCUGUUCUGAUGAUGAACAAAUCAGCAAAACUAUCAGUGAUAAUUGUCUUACGUAAUCAUCACUGCAGCUUGGUGUGCAGUGUGUAAUGUUGCUGCUGAAUCAUUUAAUUGAUUCUGUAAUAACGGCGAUGACCGUCCAAAUUAAUAAACACUACACAUCAGUCUUCUAUUGUGCUUUCAUUGACUGUCGCAUGAAACAAAGCUGUAAACAGCACGGCUUCAACAUCCUGUAUCUCUAGUGUGAUCAUGAAUGUCGACAGCAGCCUUCAGAGCUGUUCAUGACUCACGUACUUUGAGCUGUUUAUGACUCACGUAAUUUGAGACAAGUACAAGUCUUGUGCCAACUUUUCAGGUGUCUGAAUGCAGAACCAAUGAAACAAGAUUUUUAAACUU
Molecule: messenger RNA, 3707 nt
Organism: Anarrhichthys ocellatus (wolf-eel)
Lineage: Eukaryota; Metazoa; Chordata; Actinopteri; Perciformes; Anarhichadidae
Product: GRB2-associated-binding protein 1-like
Exons: 13
Coding region: 365-2677 (770 amino acids)
Biological process (GO): signal transduction
Cellular component (GO): cytoplasm
Molecular function (GO): signaling adaptor activity
Source: RefSeq, a predicted model, not a curated record